AUGUCUGCGCCGCUGUCACCACGAGCGACUACAUCUUUGUCCCCGACCCGCUUCAUGGCUGCGUCUCGUUGUUUGUCGCCAGGCAUCGAGACCAAGUUCGUGGGGUCGAGCUGCAACGACGUGGUGACGCUGGACGGGUCGGGCUCCACCAUCAUCAGCGGCCACGUGGACAAGCGCGUGCGCUUCUGGGACACGCGCGCCGAGCGCACGGCGGACGAGGUGGAGCUGAGCGGGAAGGUCACGUCGCUCGACCUCUCGCGCGAUAACAAUUUCCUACUCGCUUGCGCCAGAGACAACUCCCUUAGGAUAUUGGAUCUGCGAAUGAAGCAAGUUAUUGGGUCGUUCAGCGCGGACGAGUUCAAGGUGAGCUGCGACUGGGCGCGCGCCGCCUUCAGCCCCGACGGCUCCUACGUGGCGGCCGGCUCCUCGGACGGGUCCAUAUUCGUGUGGAACGUGCGCGACAACAAGCUGGAGACGGUCCUCAAGGAGCACACGGCGCCCGUGACGGCGGUGAGCUUCUACCCGCACGGAGGCUACCUCAUGAGCGUCGACAUGAAGCGCAAGGCGGUGCUGUGGGCCGACGUCUGACUGGCCGGCCGACCGCAGGCGGCGCUGCCCGCCGCCCCCGCGCCCGCGUCGCCGCCGCUUCACCCGCAGAGGCAGGCAGGCGCUCCGCCCGCCACCCACGCCUCCGCCGACGUCUUCGUCACAGUCGUUGUCAACGUCGUUCUCUCCGCCGUCGUCGUCAUCGUCUCUCUCAUCGCCAUAUCCACACUCGUUAUCAUUAUCGUCAUCCUCACCGUCACCGUCAUCUCAGGCACACUGUUCACCGUCGCCGGCAUGGUCGCUCUCCAAAUAGAGGCGGUGACGUCACACGCAUGCCACAACAGCUGAAACGACGCAGCUAUGAAGUCGAGAAAGUGAAUUUCGACUCUCAAACUGAUGAAUUUUUUAAAACACCAAUUUUUAUAACCAUGAAACAAAUUCUAUGAAACACAAUGGAACAUUCAUUUUUCCACUUCUCUAAACUCUUGAGUCAAUUCGAGCGAUUUGUUCGUUUAUAAAUGCCUUUAAGUUACAUAAUCGUUCGUUUCAUUAUUGCGAAAUAAAGAUUUUUUUGUUGCUACGCUAGAAUGAUAGUUGUACGCAGUGUGAUUUCCGUCAGUUGCCUGAAACAAGAAUGCAGGAUAAUUUGAAUGAACUGGUAGAAUCGAAAUAGAGGUUGCAUAUAGUAUUGUUUAGAAUGGAAGAAGGCAUCUGGUGUUACUGAUUGUGAUUUUAUAGAAAAAAGGGGAUAAAUACAUCACAAUUUUGAGGUAGUAGAUGGUGAGAAUCUGUUUAUUAAUACUCGUAAACGAGACUUUGUACGCAAGUGCAAUAAUGUGAUAUGAACUUCUCAUGGUGACUACCUUGUAUGUAGUUCAAAUUAAAUAUGAGAUAUAUAGAUAGUUUUAUAUGUUCUGCCUAUAGCAGUGUCGGAGCAUUAUGUUGUGCUGUUGUCUCUUAUUGAGAUAUCCAUGUUCAUGUUUUCUUACCGUUCUGGAAGGAGCUUAUCUCAAUGAAAUAGUCUCAGCCCACUUGUUGGGGUUCACGUGUGCUCUGGUCAUAAAUAUGUGAAUUUUCGUCCGUUUCGUACCUGUUUUGUUUCCUAAAGGGCGAAGAAUUUGGUAGGACAAAAAAGAAAAUGACCUCUUAGUCACAGUCCAUGAGAUCAGCUCCCUCGAGAAGUGUCUUUGCUGCGUUUUGUACCUGAAGGUGAGAAUUGCCAGUUAUCAGGUCGAAAGCGCUAGAGCCUAGUCAGGCGUCGUGGUAGAUGUCUGCUAUUUUCUUACUCUCAUAUGCGAUACGUGUUCAUUCCAAUUGGUAACGCAAAGAACUUUGAUUGGCUUUUAUCUUCGACUAUAUUAUUCAAGUUGCAAUUAAAUAAAGCUCUAGGUGUUUGUAUUUGGUUUUAUAUUUUCAAGUCUGAGUUCUUUUAAUGUUUGUGUUUUGUAGACUGACUAAUAUUAAUAAUUAUAAAUAUAUUAUUAUCCUUCAGUCCAAUUCUCUCUUUAAUUUAUAGAAAGUCCGCACUUCCAGAUAGUUAUUGUAGAAAUAUUUCUAAAAAUAUUAACAUGUUAAUUGUUAUAAAAGAAUUUAUGAAUAUUUAGGUAUCAUUCAAAAAAAUAAUAGAAAAAUUCUUGAUGUUGUAAAAAUAUUUUUUUCUGUACUGAGUCGAUAAACUUUGAUGUUUGGUGCUUUUUUAUAUUUCGUUUUGCAAGACAUUUCUUAACCCCACUUCCACGAGACCGACGCUUGUGAGUGAGGGAUAGUAGCUUUUGUAUUUGGGCGUGCACGGAAUAAUUUGAUUAAUGUAUAUUGUAUUUUUUCCCUCACUAUAGAAUAAGUGUACUGUGAAUUGCACUUUCUGUUUUAUAUAUCAAGUGAGAAUCCUGUGCUGAGAAUUUGUGUGUUUCAUUCCAAGAGUCAUAAAAUUACGUUAAUGGAUGUAUGGGUUUAUUUUUGUUAGCAAUAUGUUGCUCAACUUAUUUUAUUAUCUAUAUACUGAUCAAUAAAUCCUAAUGAUUCUGUUUCUGUACUCUUAUACAAGGAUUAUGUACUUUUAAAUAAAAUAAGUUCCUUGUCUUUAAAUUGUA
Gryllus bimaculatus (two-spotted cricket) is the source of this 2636-nucleotide messenger RNA. The record is from the annotation of a GenBank genome assembly. Lineage: Eukaryota; Metazoa; Arthropoda; Insecta; Orthoptera; Gryllidae.